AUGGGAGGUGGAAGACUCACCGUCGACCUCUCUGGGCCGCCAUACGAGAUUGGCCUGAAACAUGGUCAGGUACUUGCCUCGCAGAUCCUGAGUCAGCUCCAUAUCUACCGCGGCAUAUUCGCGGACACCUGCAAGUACAAGUGGCCGCAGGUGCUCGGGAUCGCGGAGGAGUUCCGCGCGACUAUUCGCAGGCUGGCCCCAGACUUACUAGAGGAAAUGCGCGGCAUCGCGGACGGUGUUGGCAGGAGUGACGUAGGGCUGCUGGACAUCGUCGCACUUAACGCGCGGAGCGAGAUAGCCCUUGGGAAGUGGGAUGACGGCUGCACCGCGCUAGCUUGGAGGCUUGGCGCAUCUGGGAAGCAGCUGCUCGCGCAGAACUGGGACUGGCGGGUGUCUGUGGGCGACAACCUCGCGCUCAUGUCCAUCCGGCGCAUCGGAAGGCCGACUAUCUGGAUGGUCACCGAGCCUGGGAUCGUAGGCAAGAUUGGGUUCAACUCGUCCUCCGUGGGCGUUUGCCUGAACGCUAUACGCGCUCGGCCAAUCUCGACAGACCUCCUCCCCAUUCACUUGCUGCUCCGUACCGCGCUCGAGUGCGAGUCUGUGGACUCGGCGAUUGCUACGUUCGAGAAGCUCGGAGGCGCCGCGUCAAGUCAACAUAUCCUCAUUGCGGACGCCAACGGAGCGCGCGGGCUGGAGCUGUCACCGAGAGGUGGGGUGUACCUGCGUGAGGACGAGGACGGCCUGAUUGUCCACACGAACCACUUCCUCGCGAACAAGCUCGUCGACGAGCCACCGUGGUUGUCUGGCUCGCCCUUCCGUCUCGAGAAGGCCCGCGCGCUCUGUGGUUCGAUCGUGGAGGAGGUAGGCCUGGUGGGUCUUGGGGACUUCGUGGGCGCUGCCCUGCUGCGUAGCCGCGUGUUCGCCAAUACGGAGAACUCCCCACAGGCGAUAUGCUGCUCGCCGGAUCCUGCGCGGGGGCCCCUCGCGAAGAUAGAGACCCUAUUCAACAUCGUUAUGAGCUUCGAGGAUGGAAAAGUGCCGAAAGCGGAGGUAGUAUUCGGGAGACCUGGAAGUGGUGCGGAGACCAGGGUAUAUAACAUGCCCUGGUAG
Fomitopsis serialis is the source of this 1110-nucleotide messenger RNA. RefSeq names its product AAT-domain-containing protein. The record is from RefSeq and is a predicted model, not a curated record. The transcript has 3 exons. NCBI's taxonomy places the organism in Eukaryota, Fungi, Basidiomycota, Agaricomycetes, Polyporales, Fomitopsidaceae. The coding region runs from base 1 to 1110 and encodes 369 amino acids.